Messenger RNA from Colletotrichum orchidophilum, 1023 nucleotides. RefSeq lists its product as uncharacterized. The transcript is spliced from 3 exons. The record is from RefSeq and is a predicted model, not a curated record. Lineage: Eukaryota; Fungi; Ascomycota; Sordariomycetes; Glomerellales; Glomerellaceae. Bases 1 to 1023 code for a protein of 340 amino acids.
AUGCCCCCGGAAGAUAUGGCCCAGCCGGAUUUUGCCUACAGACCAUCAGCCAUGUCCAACGGACCGUGGAACUCGACGCGGAGUUCAAUGUACAACGAUACAUUCCCGCCUGCCGGAGGAUUCGAUACCAACUACUACCGUUCAUCGAGCGUGUCCACAUACUCCCCAGGAGCUAGUAACUACAACCUGCCGAUCGGGACCAAUCCUCAUGCUGUUGCCGCCGCCGCCCCGGCGUACGGAUCGCGACCAGCUUCUGGUACGUACGGCACCAGUGGUGCCGCCGGCUAUGGGUCGUACAAGAGUACGAAUUCCCAGUCAUGGGACCAACAGGAAAGAUACUCCCCAACGGACUCGGUCGACGAUAUUAUUGCAUCUCCGAACCUGUCUGAUUAUUCCCUCGAGAACGGGGCCAGCGCCACCCCUCCGAGUAAAAGCAAGGUGAAUGGCAAGGGCCGGCCACAACGACGACCUUCUAACCGCGACGAAUUCGACGGUCCGCAUCAGUUUCUCGCUCGCCCGCCGCCAGAGUACAUCGCUAUGCAAGAACGCGAACUGCCUCAUCUCCCCACCAAUCUCCACGUCCAAGAGCAGGACUUGGUCCUCACCCAGGUCAACGACAGGCUCUCGCAGUGUGCAUACGAUUUUGUGGCGAAGUACCAGUUCCCUAUUCCUUUGACACAAGACAUGCGACCUGUUGAGCGACCCCAGGACCGGGAAUGGACAGAAUGGGUCUACCUCUUGAAGCGUCUAGCAACGAAGCGCCGCAUCCCAGCGCGGGUACUCUACAAUGGCCAAAUUAAGCAGUUCGUCACGAUCCUGGAGAACUCACUGGAAAUGCGGCAUGCGGCCAAGCACCAGAGUCGCCCAUUAAAGGACGAUCGCAAUAUUUUACAGCUCAUUUCGGCGGGCAUACAGGUGGCCAAGAUCCUCAAGGACGCUAGCGCCAUGGACUACCUCGACCGACUAUACGUUUCUACGGAGAAGCAGAUUCAAGAUCGCGCUGCACAGCGGUUUAGAAGCUAG